AUGCAUGUCUUUGAAGCAGCUGGGCGCGACGUGAUGGAGUUGAGCCGUGACAAAGUGGUAAUGAAGGCAGAGUUCGACAAUUGCGGGAGAAAACCUAGGAAGAGGAAGAGGUGUGAAGAGCAUAUGUAUGGAAUGACUGGAGAAUUAACUGUAGAUGGCAUCACGGAGGUGUCGUGGAUUCGACGCAAGGACUACCACCUGCUCACCGUGGGCGUCACCACCUACACCCGCGACGCGCGCUACGAGAUGGUGCACGGCCAGCACUCGGACGAGUGGACUCUGAAGAUAAAAUACGUGCAAAAUAAGGACGCUGGACUUUACGAGUGUCAAGUGUCGUCUCAUCCGCCUACCAGCAACUUCAUCGAGCUUCGCGUUGUCGAGGCGCGCGCCGAGAUCGCGGGCUCGGCCGAGAAGUACCUGAAGGUGGGCAGCUCGCUGCGGCUGGAGUGCGCGCUGCGCCAGAGCACGGCGCCGCCGCUCUAUAUCUUCUGGUACCACAACAACCGCAUGAUCAACUAUGACAGCGGCGUCAACGUCACCACCGACAAGGAGGCCAAGACCAGCACGCUGCACAUAGGCGCCGCGCAGCGCGCCGACUCGGGCAACUACUCGUGCGUGCCCAACAACGCGCAGCCCGCCAGCACCUACGUCCACAUUCUCAACGCUGGGGAGAACCCGGCGGCCAUGCAGCACGGCCUGCACGGGCUGGCCUGGCUGCGCUGCCCGUCCUCGUGGCUGCUGCUGGGCUGCGUGCUGCUGUCGGCGUGCGGGGGCGUCGGCGGGGGCAUCGGCGGCGGCGCCGCGCUGCGUCCAAGGCCCCCUAGGAGACGCUCCUCCGGGCCCUAGCGGCCCUGGCCACCCGCCGCCAUUUCAUGAACCGACGCCAUCUUCUUGGCUUCUCGCUUCUCGGGAGGUGAAGUGCUCCGACGACUGUGCGGGUUGAAGAGCGAGGGAAAUACAGAAAGAGAGAGUGUGUGUCUGUGUGUGCACCGUAUGUCAGCUGAAUCUUGUUUAAGAUUUUAAUCUCUUAUAAAAAAAGUAGUGUGCCGUUCUCAUGCAGUUUAUUAAAAAUCGCAGUGCGACGUUUUCACGGAACACUGUUGUAAGAAAAAUAUAAAAAAUCUUUUACAAAAAAAAAUGAAUAAAUUUAAAAGUGUACGCGAGACAAUGCGUUUAUGUUUGAAGCCUGUUGUGUCUCUGAUAAAUAUGUUACAAUCCACCCUUUUGAGUGUACAGACUUUGCAAAGUAUAUGUUUAAUAAGACAAAAUUCGUUUUUUAGAUGAGCAUUUUCGAAUUGAAAACGAACGCGACACGAAGCAAUCUUUUUUUGACUUCACGCGUGGUAGGAUGGUCUUUAGAACAAGAAGAGUAUGCUCGUGAACAUUCCGUGUGUGGAUAAUUAUUGGGAAGUGAGUUAUAGAAAUAAUGUGAAGAACUGCUCAGGGUGAUCCUUUUUGAAGAGCUGUGCUCAAACUCUACCACACGACACGAAUUUUCAUUCACAUUUCACUGUAUCUUUUCAGCUGAAGGACAUUGGAAUAUGUGAUAACAUACAUGUAUAAUACUGUAUAUUUGAAUGUUCAACGAAAUUAUAUGAUUCAUAUCAAAA
Molecule: messenger RNA, 1610 nt
Organism: Gryllus bimaculatus (two-spotted cricket)
Lineage: Eukaryota; Metazoa; Arthropoda; Insecta; Orthoptera; Gryllidae
Source: the annotation of a GenBank genome assembly